Alexandromys fortis (reed vole) is the source of this 4154-nucleotide messenger RNA. RefSeq names its product CD44 molecule (IN blood group) (gene Cd44). The record is from RefSeq and is a predicted model, not a curated record. Gene Ontology annotation, molecular function: hyaluronic acid binding; cytokine receptor activity. NCBI's taxonomy places the organism in Eukaryota, Metazoa, Chordata, Mammalia, Rodentia, Cricetidae. Gene Ontology annotation, cellular component: basolateral plasma membrane; plasma membrane; macrophage migration inhibitory factor receptor complex. The transcript has 19 exons. Gene Ontology annotation, biological process: cell adhesion; positive regulation of ERK1 and ERK2 cascade; inflammatory response. Bases 262 to 2601 code for a protein of 779 amino acids.
AGCGAAAGCAGGCUGGUGUGUCUUUAAACCUCCGUUGGCUGCUUAGUCACAGCCCCCUUGCUUUGGGUGUGUCUUUGAGCGCUCCCUCCCUCUUAGGUCACUCUUUCAAAGCCUGGAAUAAAAACCGCAGCCAACUUCCGAGGCGGCCUCAUUGCCCAGCGGCCCCCAGCCUGUGACAGGUUCCAUCCAUUUUCCUUGCCCCCCGCUCCCCGCGACCCUCUUUAAGAGACAACUAGAUCCCUCGGUUCCAUCCCGCACACCAUGGACAAGUGUUGGUGGCACGCAGCUUGGGGACUCUGCCUCUUGCAGCUGAGCCUGGCGCAGCAGCAAAUCGAUUUGAAUAUAACCUGCCGCUUUGCAGGUGUAUUCCACGUGGAGAAAAAUGGCCGCUACAGCAUCUCACGGACUGAGGCAGAAGACCUCUGCCAGGCUUUCAACAGCACCCUGCCCACCAUGGAGCAGAUGCUGAAGGCUCUGGAUGUAGGGUUUGAAACUUGCAGGUAUGGAUUCAUACAAGACAAUGUGGUGAUCCCGAGGAUCACCCCCAAUGCCAUCUGCGCAGCCAACAACACAGGAGUGUAUAUCCUCCAGUCCAAUACUUCCCAAUACGAUACAUAUUGCUUCAAUGCCUCAGCGCCCCUUGAAGAAGACUGUACAUCUGUCACAGAUCUGCCCAAUUCCUUCGAAGGACCAGUGACCAUAACUAUUGUCAACCGUGAUGGCACCCGCUACAGCAAGAAGGGAGAGUAUAGGACACACCAAGAAGACAUCGACGCCUCAAAUAACAUCGAUGUUGAUGUCAGUAGCGGAUCUUCCAGUGAGAAGAGCACCUCAGAAGGCUACAUUUUCCACACCUCCCUGCCCACUGAACACGCAGCUGGAGAUGAGGAUGAAUCCUACUUCACCAGGAGCACCCCGAGCACCAUUGCCUCAACUGUGCACUCAAACAGCCAUGCAGCAACUCAGAAACAAAAUAACUGGAUGUGGUUUUGGUUUGGUAAUUCACAAUCCACGACACAGACUCAGGAGCCCACGGCAUCAACCGCAGCCUUGAUGACCACCCCUGACACACCACCCAAGAGGCAAGAAGCCCAGGACUGGUUUUCAUGGUUUUUUCAACCAUCAGAGUCCAAGAGUCAUCUUCAUACGACAACGAAGAUGCCUGGUACGGAAUCAAAUACCAACCCAACAGGCUGGGAGCCAAAGGAGGAAACUGAAGAUGACACAGACAAAUACCCCAGUUUUUCUGGAGCAGGCAUUGAUGAUGACGAAGAUUUUAUCUCCAGCACCAUUUCAUCCACUCCACGGGUUUCUGACCACCCAAUACAGAACCAGGACUGGACCCAGGGGAAGCCAAGCCAUUCAAAUCCAGAAGUACUACUUCAGACAACCACCAGGAUGACUGAUGUAGACAGAGACAGCACCAUUGCUCAUGAAGAAAACUCAACCCAGGAACCACAGCCUCCUGUCAAUCACCAUGAGUAUCAGGAUGAAGAGGAGACUCCACAUGCUACAAGCACAACCUGGGCAGCUCCUAGUAGUACAGCAGAAGAAGCAGCUACCCAGCAGGACCCAUGGUUUGAGAGUGAAUGGCUGGGGAAGUACUCCCCGACAACAACGGAAGACUCCCAUGUGACAACAGGGGCAACUGCCUCAGACGACAACAACCAUCCAAGUCAAAGAAUGACGACACAGAGUCAAGAGGACGUCUCCUGGACUGAGUUGUUGGACCCAAUCUCACAUCCAAUGGGACAAGAUCAUCAAACAGAAAGGAAGGAUACAGACUCCAGCCAUAGUACAACCCUUCAGCCUGCUGGAACUCCAACUACUCAUGUGGUGGAAGACUUGAACAGGACAGGACCACUUUCAGUGACUACUCCACAGAGUCAUUCUCAGAAAGUCUCUACAUCACAUGAAGAACUGGAAGAAGACCAAGACCAUCCAACAACUUCUAUUCUGCCAUCUAGCACUAGGAGUGGUGGUAGAGACGGAAGAAGAGGCCCAAGCCUUCCCAAAGACACAACUACUUCUCUGGAAGGCUACACCUCUCAUUAUCCAGACGCAAUGGAAAAUGGGACUCUCACCCCAGUGGCCCCUGCUAAGACUGGGGUCUUUGAAGAAACCGAAGUGACUGUUGCUGCAGACUUCGACUUUAAUGUUGAUGGCUCCUUACCAGAAGGCCGAGACACAUCCAUGGACCCCAGGCAUGGUUCCGACACUGUGACAUAUGGAUCCGGAUCAGCUGGACACUCAAGUGGGAGUCAAGACGGUGGCGCGAACACGACUCCUCUUCCUGGGAGGAGACCUCAGAUUCCAGAAUGGCUCAUCAUCCUGGCAUCUCUCCUGGCACUGGCUCUGAUUCUGGCUGUUUGCAUCGCUGUCAACAGUAGGCGCAGGUGUGGGCAGAAGAAAAAGCUGGUGAUCAACAGUGGCAAUGGGAAGGUGGAGGACAGGAAGACAAGUGAGCUCAACGGAGAGGCCAGCAAGUCUCAGGAAAUGGUGCAUUUGGUGAAUAAGGAACCAUCAGAGACUCCAGACCAGUUUAUGACCGCUGACGAGACCCGGAAUCUGCAGAAUGUGGACAUGAAGAUUGGGGUGUAGUGACUACCCCAGUAACUUGGAAAGACACCAAAUUGCUGACAUGUCAAUACUGGGAGCUGGGACCCUUCACAGAUGCAGUGUGCUACUGAUUACUUUCAUUGGGGAUAGUUUCAGCACAAAAUUUUCUAUUCCUUUUACAUUUUCAAAAAAGUCCGUUCCAAUUUAUGAAAACAGCAUUGCUUUCUGAAACGAGGGCCCAAAGAAUAUUCCAUUAAGAAUUUGACUCUUCCAGUUCCUCCUGAGAGGCCUUGCAUUCCCAGGGUAUGCUACAGGUGGCUUCUAUCAAAUUCAUAUUCUUGGUUCCUAUUGAACCCUUUCCCUACCCUAAGUUCCAGGUAAUUGUGACCAGCUAGGGACUUUCCCCAGGGCUUAGAGGAAUUGGUCUCUGGGAGGAAAUUUGAAUGGGUCCAUAUUGCCUCUCCAGCAGUCCAGUCCUUGGGCAUUGCUUUCCAGUGGGGUGGGAGAUCAGGUGUACUGGUUACACACCCUUUUUAUAGACUCCCCUCUCUGCUGGAAAAAGUUCAGAUGCUUCUGAAAGAUCCCCAAAGGGUGAUGCUAUUUAUCUAUAGUAAGCUAUUUAUCUUUGUUUUUGAAAUAUCAAGCCCUGGAGGUCCUGUGUUCAAUAUGACUUUUUUUAGGUUACUUUGUCAGAAGCAUAACAGGGUAUAAGUUGAUUCAUAAUAAACACCUGUCAAUCUUCUAGCUUGACCUUGUGCUUCAGUUUCUAAUCUGCAAGGUCUGAGUCUUCACAGCGUAUCAGGAUGACUUCAGAAUGGUCCUCCUAAACCCAUGUUAGGGCACCUGUGCCCAACUCGGGUUCAUCCAGCUGAAUCUCAUAGAAGAUCAAGGAAGGAAACAUUGUUUUGUAUCUAGGGUAUCAAAAGGGUUUCUUUCCUAUUCUGGAAUCUGAAUUGUCGGUAGGCAAGUUUUGGUCACUUUGUGCUUUGGUGGCCACCCUUUUCUCUUUCUUAAAGGGUACAUUAAGUUUCUAUGUCCUACGGUUUUUAGGGUCCUAUUUCAUAGAAGCCAGUCCUAGUAGUGAUUUCACCAAACAGUAUGGUGGAGGCUUGUGAUGCCUUAUAGUAAAAGGAGAAGCCAACCGAAAUUAAAAUGUAGACAACAAGCUGUAGUUGUCAUCACGAGGGUGUGGUGUACAACCCAUCCCACUAUUUCCAUGGAUGUGUUUGUUGACAUUUUCACAAACAGUUGGUACUCAGAAUGAGUUGCCUGGGAAUCCCCCCAAAAGCCACAGGGCUGCCCACUACUGGAAUCUUACCACCAGACAAGCAGGUUUAUGGUUUAGCCAUGAAAGAAUGGUAUUAACCUCUAACCUCAUAUUCUUUUUACAUACUGGGUUUGGUGGCAUUUAUUCAUCUGCCAGAAUGUCCCAUUGCUCCUGGAUCUUCCCAGGUUAUUUGUAGAAGAAAUUAAAUCUGUAAGGUAAGGUUUCCCGUAAAGUAAUACUUCUUUUCUAAGGCUCCCAUGAUGUUACUGUUGACUAAGUUUAUAUGUUUAAUAUUUUUGUCAAAUAAAAACAAAACAAGAGAAAAAUU